AUGGGUAAACCAGCAUUUUCACCAGGUAGAGGUGGUGGUCGUGGCGGUGGCCGUGGCCGUGGAGGUGGUCGUGGCGGUGGCGGUCGCGGUGGUUUUGGAAGUCGUGGAGGAGGUCGUGGAGGUGGAGGUGGUAGAGGUGGAGGUGAUAGAAGAAGUGGUGGCAGAGGAGGUGGCUUUAAAGGUGGAAAGAAUGUAAUAAUAGAGCCGCAUCGUCAUGAGGGAGUAUUUAUAGCCAGAGGAAAGGAGGAUGCAUUAGUGACUUUAAGUUUAGUACCUGGAACAGCCGUAUAUGGGGAAAAAAGAAUCAGUGUAGAUACUGAAAAUGGUGAGAAAAUUGAAUAUAGAGUAUGGAAUCCAUUCAGAUCCAAAUUGGCUGCUGCUAUUCUUGGAGGUGUUGAUCAAAUUUAUAUGCCUCCUGGAAGCAAAGUAUUAUAUCUAGGUGCUGCAUCAGGUACCACUGUGUCUCAUGUUGCGGAUGUAGUUGGUCCAGAAGGGCUUGUAUUUGCAGUGGAAUUCUCCAACAGAACAGGCAGGGAUCUUAUAGAGGUCGCUAAGAAAAGAAGUAAUAUUAUUCCCAUAGUCGAAGACGCGAGGCAUCCCCAAAAAUAUAGAAUGUUGAUAGGAAUGGUGGAUACCAUUUUCUCGGAUGUAGCACAGCCGGAUCAAGCUAGAAUUGUUGCUCUAAAUGCACAAAAUUUCCUUAAGAGUGGCGGACAUUUUGUUAUUUCUAUUAAGGCGAGUUGCAUAGAUUCACUUUCACAACCCGAGGUGGUGUUCGCGUCGGAAGUGAAGAAACUAAUAGCUGACAACUUAAAACCACAGGAACAAAUCACUCUUGAACCAUAUGAAAGAGAUCAUGCUGUUGUAGUCGGUGUUUACAGGCCACCGAAAAAAACUACCUAAAAUAUAUAUGUAAUUAUUAAGAUUACUAAUUAUACUGAUUUAUAUCCAUUUCUAAUUUUUAUCUGCUACAUUAUAUAAUUAAUCGAAUGGAGGAAAUGGAAAAUACGAGAAUAUUUUAAGAUAAAAAAACAUGAUUU
Messenger RNA from Camponotus floridanus (Florida carpenter ant), 1040 nucleotides. RefSeq names its product rRNA 2'-O-methyltransferase fibrillarin (gene Fib). Bases 1 to 903 code for a protein of 300 amino acids. The transcript is spliced from 5 exons. Gene Ontology annotation, cellular component: Cajal body; box C/D methylation guide snoRNP complex; nucleolus. The record is from RefSeq and is a predicted model, not a curated record. Gene Ontology annotation, molecular function: rRNA methyltransferase activity; histone H2AQ104 methyltransferase activity; RNA binding. Gene Ontology annotation, biological process: rRNA methylation; box C/D sno(s)RNA 3'-end processing. Lineage: Eukaryota; Metazoa; Arthropoda; Insecta; Hymenoptera; Formicidae.